Messenger RNA from Cygnus olor (mute swan), 2605 nucleotides. It is a transcript of the gene HPSE, whose product is annotated as heparanase. Gene Ontology annotation, molecular function: hydrolase activity, acting on glycosyl bonds. Lineage: Eukaryota; Metazoa; Chordata; Aves; Anseriformes; Anatidae. The transcript has 12 exons. The record is from RefSeq and is a predicted model, not a curated record. Bases 270 to 2081 code for a protein of 603 amino acids. Gene Ontology annotation, cellular component: extracellular matrix; membrane.
GCACUGGCACUGUGACUCGACCCAGCGGCCAAGGCACGUCCCGGGGCGGCAUACCCCGAAAUUGGCAGCGUUACUGUGGCUGUGAUACCGGGAGAGGAGUGUCGCGGGUGUUUCCGCUCUGGCCAAGCCGUGGGCGUGUUUAUGAAAGCGCUGCUGUGGUCUGGUCGCUCUUGUUCUGCUGGCAGUUCACUUCACAUCGUGGAAACCCAAAAGCAGGCGUGUGGGCUGCGCGCACGGGGUAGCGCAGGAGGAAGAGGAGGGCGAGGAGGAUGCUGGCGCCGCUGCUGCUGCUGCUGCUGGCUGUGCCACUGUGGCAGGCGGCAGAGCUGCGGCUGGGGCUGCGGGGCAGCCCCCGUGGGACGGUGAGCCCAGCCUUCCUCUCCCUCACCCUGGACGCCAGCCUGGCCCGCGAGCCGCGCUUCAUCACCUUGCUCAGCAACCCCAAGCUGCACACCCUGGCCAGAGGGCUCUCCCCCGGAUUCCUGAGGUUCGGUGGCACCAGCACGGAUUUCCUCAUCUUCGAUCCCCACAAGGAUUCGACUUUGGAGGAGAAAAUCCUCUCAGAACUCCAGGCUGAGGAAGGUGCCUGUGGAGCACAGCCUGGCUUCGCUGCGGUGCAGGAGCUGCUGCUCGCCCAGUGGCCAGGCCAGGAGAAGUUGCUCCUCACAGAGCAUUCCCGGAAGAAGCACAAAAACACCACCAUUACAGGGCACACGCUGGACAUCCUCCAUGGCUUCGCCAACUGCUCAGGCUUCCACCUGGUGUUUGGGCUCAAUGCCCUGCUGCGGCGGCAUGGCCGGGAGUGGGACAGCUCCAACGCCGGGCAGCUGCUGGGCUACUGCGCCCGGCGCAGCUACAACCUCUCCUGGGAGCUGGGCAAUGAGCCCAACAGCUUCAAGAAGAAGUCGGGCAUCUACAUUGACGGCUCCCAGCUAGGGCGGGAUUUCAUCCACCUGCGCCGGCUCCUGAGCCAGCAUCCCCUGUACCGGCACGCCAAGCUGUACGGCCCUGACGUGGGGCAGCCCCGCAAGCACACCCAGCGCCUACUCAGGAGCUUCCUGAAAUCCGGAGGGAAGGUGAUCGACUCCGUCACCUGGCACCAUUACUACGUGGAUGGACGAAGCGCCACGAGGGAGGAUUUCUUGAGCCCCACAGUGCUGGACACCUUUGCCACAGCUGUGCGCGAUGUCCUGGAGAUCGUGGCUGCGACAGUGCCCGGCAAGAAGGUUUGGCUGGGUGAGACCAGCUCGGCGUAUGGCGGGGGAGCCCCCCAGCUCUCCAACACCUACCUGGCCGGCUUCAUGUGGCUGGACAAACUGGGGCUCGCGGCCAGGCAGGGGAUCGACGUGGUGAUGAGGCAGGUUUUCUUCGGGGCCGGCAGCUAUCACCUGGUGGACGCCAGCUUUGAGCCCUUGCCAGACUAUUGGCUGUCGCUGCUGUACAAGAGGCUGGUGGGCACCAGAGUGCUGGAGGCCAGCGUGACAGGAGCAGACGCACGGCGCCUGCGGGUCUACCUGCACUGCACCAACCCCCAGCACCCCAAGUACCGGGAGGGGGACGUGACGCUGUUUGCCUUGAACCUCUACAACGUGAGCCAGAACUUGCAGCUACCCAAGCAGUUGUGGAGCAAGCGGGUGGACCAGUACCUCCUGCUGCCCCACGGCAAGGAGAGCAUCCUGUCCAGAGCCAGGGAUGCCACUGGCGAGCCUGGCUGCAACGUUGCACGGGUGCCUCGGCAGGAGGGUGCAGCUGAACGGCCGCCUGCUGCAGAUGGUGGACAAGGAGACGCUGCCCACGCUCCACGAGGCCGCCCUGGCCCCCGGCAGCGCGCUUGGCCUGCCCGCCUUCUCCUACGGCUUCUACGUGAUCAGAAACGCCAAGGCAAUCGCGUGCAUCUAAGUGCGCAGGGGGCACAGGACCUGUCGGGACGCUCAGUGCGGUGCCACACGUUUUUCCUCGGCUGGGAGGCCGCCGUCACAAGAUGGAGCUGUGGCCCCACGUUCUCCAGAGCCUUUGCUUUGCUUUGUUUGCUCGCACACAGCGAGGUUUUGCUCAACAUCGUCAGCACCCUGCGAACCUGAGAGCUCAGCAGGCUGAAAACACACACACUGUAUUUCCCUUCUUAAGCUCGAAAAGGACGCUACCAGCUCCACGGGGUUUAAGGGCAAGGGGCUGGCUUGUGUUUCCUGAGAAAGCUGUGCACCUCCCAGCAGACGGAUGUACUUUGGAAGGCGUGAUUAAAAGUGCACCAUAAAAAGGUUAUAUUUAACCACAGUUUGUGAAAGGAGUGUUUGCCUAUACAGCGUGUGUGUGUUGUGUGAAGGCCUAGCCACCAGGAAGUGAUACACAGCAAAAAUGCGAAUGGGAAAGGCUACGUUUGUGUACACUGUCCACAUUCAAAAUGAGUGCACGGAGCACAAAAUGAGGGGGAAAGUCUCACACUGUCAAUAUCAAGUUGUUAAUGUAUGGUUGUUAUUGCUGCAUAAGCUACAAUUUAGAAACAAAAGUUGAUGGUUGCCUGGUAGCUUCUUUCUAAAACUUUCUAACGGGUUUGUUUCAAUGCUUCUUACUUUUAUAUCUGAAGAUUUAGAAUAAACUCAAUUUA